UGGCUGGUUGCCAACUAACUGAUUUCUGUAGUUCGCCUUAUGGUGACGGGAGUUGGGACGGCUGUAAAACAUCGGGAACAAUGACUGUCAAAUAUUUAUUUUUUGAAAAAACUAUGAGUCCUUAACCGAAGGUUGUUUUUUGCCAUACUAUCUUUCUAGUUUAGUUUGUGUGGCGGGAAAGUGUUAAGAAUAAGAAGUCCAUCAAAUACUGUUUUUCCGAACUGGAUAUUCGUAGUCGCUUGUUCAGGUUCAGGAUUACUUGGGGAAACUAUAAUUAUGUGGCUACUUAUCGUGGCCCGGCGGAUGCAUUUGUUGAUGGGGCAAACAGGAAGAGAGGAACUGUUACGGGCCAGUAAGGCACCGAUUAUACAGAUGUUGCGCGGACCUCGGAGCCCUCAGCCAGCCCAGAUGCCUCUGCGAUUCCUGUGCAGCAUGCUGUUCCAGGGCAACAGCUGUAUGCCAUCCUGCUCGCACCAGAAGAGGUACUUAGUAAGGGAGCCAGUACAGGCUAGCAGAGCCAGGAUGUGCCUAUACACACAGCUGAAAUGUCACAGACAGAUAUUACAAAGAAGGCAAGUCGGUGUCAUUUUCUGCAGCACGCAGGCACCAUCUAAUGCUCUUAUGUUUGAAUACAGACAUGGCAUUCCUGUACUAAACCUUGUGCUACCUUCCCGAGGUGAACGGUGUCAGUUUACUGUAAAACCCUUGCUUAUGACAGUCGGAGACUUUCUUAAGGACAUUCAGAAUGAGGAUAAGGGAAUCGACAGAGCAGGAAUCUUUCAUGAAGAUGGUACCAAGGUGUCAUCGUCAACAUUAAUGGAUGUUCUACUGAGAAGCCAUUUUAAAUUGGUUAUUAACAACCUAACCUAUGAAGUACAGCCACUUAUCAGAGGUGAAUUGAGCAGUGAACACAUUACCCAGAUGGAUGACAUUAAAACCUUAGUCCAUAAGCUAUAUUCAACUCUGUACUUAGAGCAACAUCAGCUGCAAAAGGAGCGUCAGCUUCUUGAGAAAUUAGAAGUGCUGAGAGAGCAAAUUCAGCCGUUGGAGCAGAUGAAAGACAAAAUCCUGCAGAAAGCAGAAGCAAAAACUACUAAGUUACUCUGGAUUGGAUUAGCCCUGAUGUCCACACAAGCUGGUGCUCUUGCCUGGCUUACAUGGUGGGUUUACUCAUGGGAUAUUAUGGAACCUGUUACCUAUUUUAUCACAUAUGGAAGUGCUAUGGCAUUCUAUGCCUACUUCGUCCUUACGAGACAGGACUAUGUUUACCCAGACAUAAAAGAUCGGCAGUUUCUGCACUAUUUUUAUCAAAAAGCAGAGAGACAUAGAUUUGAGAUUGAAAAAUAUAACAAACUAAAGGAUGACCUAGCUCUGGUUGAACAGGAGCUUAAACGCUUACGUGAUCCACUGAAGUUGAAGCUUCCAGUCCAACAAGUUGAUGACAAAGACUGAACACUUUCCUUCCUGACUAGUUCUAAUCUUUGCACUUAAGAUGCAGUAAAAUCCAUUUUGAAAAUAAGAAUAAAGAGAUAUAUAAUUAAGUUUUAA
Molecule: messenger RNA, 1548 nt
Organism: Protopterus annectens (West African lungfish)
Lineage: Eukaryota; Metazoa; Chordata; Ceratodontiformes; Protopteridae
Product: calcium uniporter protein, mitochondrial-like
Exons: 9
Coding region: 277-1452 (391 amino acids)
Biological process (GO): mitochondrial calcium ion homeostasis; calcium import into the mitochondrion
Cellular component (GO): uniplex complex; mitochondrial inner membrane
Molecular function (GO): calcium channel inhibitor activity
Source: RefSeq, a predicted model, not a curated record